AUGGCACUGCUCGGCACAAUAUUCUAUGUAGCGCUCCUACUCAUCAACGCCAUGGCCGUCCUGAGCGAGGACCGCUUUCUCGCGAGGAUUGGCUGGUCAUCCUCGCAAACACGGAACGCUGCAUUCCAGCAGCCGUACGAUCCUACUGGCUACGGAAGUCCACCGCAGGAUAUCGGAGUGAAAGCUCGUAUCGUAGACUUGAUUAGUGCCGUUCGAACGCUCAUGCGAAUCCCUCUAAUAGGGAUAAAUAUUGUUAUUAUUGUCUGGGCAAUAGUGUUCUGA
Molecule: messenger RNA, 282 nt
Organism: Pleurotus ostreatus (oyster mushroom)
Lineage: Eukaryota; Fungi; Basidiomycota; Agaricomycetes; Agaricales; Pleurotaceae
Exons: 3
Coding region: 1-282 (93 amino acids)
Biological process (GO): endoplasmic reticulum to Golgi vesicle-mediated transport
Cellular component (GO): COPII-coated ER to Golgi transport vesicle; Golgi membrane; endoplasmic reticulum membrane
Source: RefSeq, a predicted model, not a curated record